GGCUCGCAGCGCCCCGCAGCUAGGGACGGCAAAAGUAAAUCCCGGCUGCGCUAAACUCCGCCAGAGCCGCUCCCGGAGCCCCGCUCUGCCUCUCGCCCCGGCUGCCCGGGACGUUAUUCCCCAGGAAGGCAGGAAGAGCUGCCCAGAAGAAGCGGAGCCCGACCGAAGAUGUUAGAGGAGGAGAAGGGGGGUGGCUUUUUGCCGGCUGUGUGCCUCCGUGCCUGUCAUUCCCUUGUCUUAAUCCUCUAGGAAGGAGUCGCCAGGCAGACAGAGCGUUCCUGGAGGGGCCACGCUGCCGAGCCCUGCCCCGGGCAGAAGGAAGCCGGGAGAUGCGCGGCCCGGGGCGGGCAGCGGGAGAGCGUGAGGAGCUGCCUCCGCUUUUCCCUUUCCGAGAGGGAAAAAGCAUGAUAAGAGCUGGACUCGAUCCCUGGAGCGCUGCCCCGCUGAGCAGGAGGUGGGAUUAUUCCGGAGUAGUUAUGGAGAGCUAUAACCUGGCAGCGGAGUGUUGAAGCGACUUGUUCCUGCUGGAAGAGGAACCCACUGCGGGCAUCGCCGGCUCGGUGGCCGAGGGAAGGUCACUCGGGUCCUUCUCCUCCUCUCGCCUCUUUCUUCAUCCGGCUAACGACCGAGGGAAAAACUGGUAAUCGGCUCUUGCCAGCGUUGGGAAUACCGUGCCUUUUGCCUGGGAUGAUUUGCCCUGAUGUGCCGCCUCAACGGGAUGUACAAAGUGCGACUGGGACUGAUGCGGCCAACAAAGUUUGCAGAGUGAUCAGCAGGGGCCGUGGGAUGGAGGGAGCUGGGCACGCACCAGCAGGGUCCGUCACGCACGGUCCGACGCCACAGACCUGCUGCUCCCUCGAAAACUAACUCCUGGUGGUCCAACUCUUACUUCUGCUCUGCCGAUUUACACUUUCAGGGAAAAAAAGAAAAGGCCCACAUACACGAUGCAAUGCAGUGUUCCUGUGUUGGUUUUGUAUAUAAGUUUUGCUAUGCAAUUCCAAAAGUAAAACAGGAGGAGAGACGGCCCUGCGUCCCAGAGCAAACAGGGAAUCAGAGGUGAAAGGAGAAACUAUGACUUGGAACGAGACCACUAUGGACGGGGAAGGGUUGCUGGUGGAAAGGGACUCCUCUUCCUUUCGGAUCCUCACGGGCUGCUUCCUCUCACUCCUGAUCCUCUCCACGCUGCUGGGAAACACGCUGGUCUGCGCAGCUGUCAUUAGGUUUCGCCACCUCAGGUCCAAGGUGACCAACUUCUUUGUCAUCUCCUUGGCUGUGUCAGAUCUCUUAGUGGCAGUUUUGGUCAUGCCUUGGAAAGCUGUGGCUGAGAUCGCCGGUUUCUGGCCUUUUGGUUCAUUUUGCAACAUUUGGGUGGCCUUUGAUAUUAUGUGCUCAACAGCCUCCAUCUUAAACCUCUGUGUCAUUAGUGUGGACAGGUACUGGGCCAUCUCCAGCCCGUUUAGGUACGAGAGGAAAAUGACCCCCAAGGCUGCCUUCAUCAUGAUCAGCGUGGCGUGGACUUUGUCCGUGUUGAUCUCCUUCAUCCCGGUGCAGCUGAACUGGCACAAGGCUACAACCACGAGCUUUUUGGACUUCAAUGCCAGCUUACAAGGUGUAAGCAUGGACAACUGUGAUUCUAGCCUAAACAGGAUGUAUGCCAUCUCCUCUUCUCUAAUUAGCUUCUACAUCCCCGUGGCCAUCAUGAUAGUGACCUACACCAGGAUAUACCGGAUUGCUCAGAAGCAAAUCCGGCGCAUCUCGGCUCUGGAGAGAGCAGCAGUGCACGCCAAGAACUGCCAGAACCCGGGGGGCAACAGGAGCAGCAUGGACUGCCAGCAGCCAGAGAGCAACUUCAAGAUGUCCUUCAAGAGGGAAACAAAGGUGUUAAAGACUCUCUCGGUGAUCAUGGGGGUGUUUGUGUGCUGCUGGUUGCCAUUUUUUGUGUUGAACUGCAUGAUCCCCUUCUGCGAGCCCGCCCAGCCGUCCAAGGGAGCAGAGGCUUUCUGCAUUAAUUCCACCACCUUUGAUGUUUUUAUAUGGUUCGGAUGGGCGAAUUCUUCCCUCAACCCCAUCAUUUAUGCCUUCAACGCUGAUUUCCGCAAGGCAUUCUCCACCCUGCUGGGCUGCUACAGGCUCUGCCCCAUGGCUGGCAACGCCAUCGAGACUGUCAGCAUUAACAACAACGGGGCAGUGGUUUUUUCCAGCCAGCACGAGCCCAAAGGGUCCAGCCCCAAAGAGUCUAAUCUGGUUUAUCUGAUUCCACACUCAAUUAUGUGCCCGGAAGAAGAACCUCUUAAAAAGGAAGACGAGGGUGAACUGUCAAAGACCUUGGAGAAAAUGUCUCCAGCACUGUCGGGUAUCUUGGAUUAUGAAGCUGAUGUUUCUUUGGAAAAGAUCAAUCCCAUCACACAGAAUGGGCAGCAUAAGACCUGAACAGCAAGGUUUACUCAGCAAGACCUAAUGGUGUAUAUUGUAAUAAUCUUUUUUUGGAAAAAAAAAAAAGAUGUACAAGAUUUUUUUUGCUAAGAACUUAAGCUCUAAGGGAGAAAAAUGCAGGUUUACACCAAGCCCAGAAUUAAUUUCCCUGGCAUUCAGAGCAAAUUUAACAUUUCAAACAGAAAAAGAUACUGGAAAUUGGUUAUAAAAAAAGGGUAUUAAACUGUACUGUUCAUACUGAGGAAAAUCUACAAAUUUAGAUACAGUGCAGUUACAAAGAAAAUGUUGCUUCUUCUCUGUACAGAGAAACCAAUUUCUAGCUAAAAGUGAGGCAAAAGAUAAAUGUUGAGUAUUUAAAGAUUAAUGUUUACUAGAAGUUAAAAGAUUGCUGUGUCUUGUGAUAGUGGGUGUUAACAGGUCCUAAUUAAAGACUGAGGGAUUGUAAAGGUAGGUAGAUGCCUUCUUAAAAUUAUUUCUGACAAAUAAUUGAGCCUUAUAAUGAGAAUGGUUAUUUUUAAAGCUUUGGGAGGUAAUAUGUUGAUACUGGUUUUAUUUAUUUAUUGUUUUAAAUUGAUAUUUUUCAUAUGUUAUAACAGAUCUAGCUUUAUUUAUGUUAUUUAAGAUGUUUAAAUAAUGGGAUAUUUUUGGAGUGUCAUAACUGCAUUUUGACCAGUCAACCAGUCAGCACUUUAUUACAAGCUCUGAUAGUCUGAAGAGCUGGUGAGGGGAAGGAGGAAUGUUAAGAAGCUCAGCAAGAAAUGAAGGAAUUGACAGAACUGAUGCUGUGUGGAGUUUGCUUGCUUGUGGGCUUUUUUUUAUUAUUUUUAAGUGGGAUUUCUUUCAAAAGAUAGGACCAGAGUUGACUGAGUUGCAGAAUUCUCUUCCCUUAUAGAAAUAAAAGAAAUUGCUGCUAUUUAUUUUUUAAAAAGUUUCAUGUUACAGAGACUGCUAGAAUGUCAAGUUUGUGGAUCUGUAAAUACCUUAAAUAUGACUACAACCUUAAGAGGAAUCCGAUUUGGGAAGGAAAGCUUCUUAGAUAACAAUUCUUAGUACAUAGUGUUUUGUAUUUAUGUAAGAUAAACAGCUUUCUCAGACUUUUCUUAUUUCGAGUCUUGGAUAUCUUUUCUGAAGAAACACACUGGGUUAUAAUGGUAGGAAGGUCCUUGUUAUCCUGCAGGACCACCUGGACCCUGCUGUCUGUCUGCUCCUCUGUCACAGUCAGAAUUAAACCUGAGGUCCCUGGUGCUUUACUCUGCGAGGACAUUGCAGUUCAGUGAUUGCCAUGUCAAUACUCCAAUCGAUAAGGAAUAGUGGCCUCAUUACUAUUUUGGAUUAAAACAUUUCUAAAUACGGGUGGAACUGCAGCCUCCAUCUCGAAAUCCUCCUGUGAACUCCAAAGAAGUUGCCAAUGUUUAAUUAAAAAAAAAAAAUCCUGCUACUUUUCCACCGUCCUUCCCUGCUGCUUUCCCUCUGUAAUGCCAAAAGCAACCAGUGAGCAUUAGCAACAGGAACACUGGGUGUUAAUAUUCAGCAGCAUUCAAAGAAAUCCAUUUCUUUUCUGAAUGGGAGAAAAUACCCUUUGGAGCAACUUUUUCGUAACAUAUAUCAAAAAAAAAAAAAA
Hirundo rustica (Barn swallow) is the source of this 4054-nucleotide messenger RNA. It is a transcript of the gene DRD1, whose product is annotated as dopamine receptor D1. Gene Ontology annotation, cellular component: plasma membrane. The coding region runs from base 1072 to 2430 and encodes 452 amino acids. The record is from RefSeq and is a predicted model, not a curated record. The transcript is spliced from 2 exons. Gene Ontology annotation, molecular function: G protein-coupled receptor activity; dopamine neurotransmitter receptor activity, coupled via Gs. Gene Ontology annotation, biological process: G protein-coupled dopamine receptor signaling pathway; vasodilation; adenylate cyclase-activating adrenergic receptor signaling pathway. Lineage: Eukaryota; Metazoa; Chordata; Aves; Passeriformes; Hirundinidae.